GGACGCCUGUACUUCUGCAUCAUCAGUGCGGAGAAGCUUGUACUGGAUGUUGAAUUAAUCAAACAGAGAGAGAUGGAGAGAUGCCUGACACUCAUUUUACUGUCUUCAAUUAUAAUAUUCAUCACAGCUGACCGUGUGAAUGUGAGGCUAGUUGGUGGUCACAGUCGCUGUGCUGGUAGAGUGGAGGUUCUUCAUUGAGGUCAGUGGGGAACAGUGUGUGGUGUUGACUGGGAUUUGGCUGAUGCGGCAGUGGUGUGUAGAGAGCUGGACUGUAGAGAACCUGUAGAUGCUCUGAGCGAUGCUCAUUUUGGACCAGGAUCAGGACCAAUCUGGAUGAGUUUUGUCAUGUGUACUGGAUCAGAGUCUACACUGAAGAACUGUGGGUCAUCAGGAUGGGGUAAAAGCAACCGUGAUCACAGUAAAGAUGCUGGAAUCAUCUGCUCAGAAGUCCGGCUGGUUGGAGGUUCUCGCUGCUCUGGGAGGUUAGAGAUACUUGAUGAUCAGUCGUGGGUGUCAGUGUGUGACGCUGCCUUUGACCAGCAGGAUGCAGAGGUUGUGUGUAGAGAGCUGGACUGUGGGGCUCCUGUACAGGUGCUGGGAGAAGAUGCUUUUGGCAAAGGAGACGCUCAGAUGUGGACACAAGAGAUUCAGUGCAGAGGAAAUGAGUCUCAGAUUUCAUUUUGCUCAAUUUCAUUAUCACACAAACAAAGCUGUACCAGUGACCAUAAUGUGGGUCUGAUCUGUUCUGGUUACACAGAUGCUAAACUGAUGAACGGUUCAGACUCCUGUUCUGGAAGAGUGGAGCUUCGGUUCCUCAAUGAAUGGGGCACAGUGUGCGAUGCAUGCUGGGAUAUGAGAGCUGCCAGUGUCCUCUGUAGACAGCUGAAUUGUGGGAUUGCUGUGUCUGUUGUGGGAUUAGACUGGUUUGGAGAGGGAAGUGGUGAAAUCUGGGCUGAUGUGUUUGAUUGUGACGGGAAUGAAACAAAACUCUCAGAAUGUUCCAUCUCUUCAUGGAGUCGAGCUGAAUGUUCUCAUAGACGAGAUGUUGGAGUCGUCUGCUCUGAUUCCUCUCUGGCUGUUCAUGACGGUCUGGUGCGGUUGUCUGGAGAGAGACAGUGUGAGGGGGAGCUGGAAGUUUCCAUCCAUCAGGUCUGGAGGAGAGUUCUGCUGGACUCCUGGAGUCUCACUGAAUCCUCUGUGGUCUGCAGACAGCUGGGCUGUGGCUCUGUGCUGAACUUCUCCGGCUCCUCUUCAUCCAGUCCUGAACACAGUCAUGAGUGUGUGACGGGCUUCCAGUGCUCUGGGAGUGAAGCUCAUCUGUGGAACUGCAGCUCUCCACAAACCCUCAACUGCAGCUCCACACAACAGCUGUCAAUCACCUGCCUUGGUGAGAACAACAACAUCUGGGCAGAUUCUUCAGUUGUUAGUGAUCAAUAAUGUGUUUUUCUCUCU
Messenger RNA from Rhinichthys klamathensis goyatoka, 1452 nucleotides. Its product is annotated as scavenger receptor cysteine-rich type 1 protein M130-like. Lineage: Eukaryota; Metazoa; Chordata; Actinopteri; Cypriniformes; Leuciscidae. Bases 334 to 1437 code for a protein of 367 amino acids. The transcript has 5 exons. The record is from RefSeq and is a predicted model, not a curated record. Gene Ontology annotation, cellular component: membrane.